This is a messenger RNA of Lingula anatina, 2454 nucleotides long. RefSeq names its product apoptosis inhibitor 5-like. The record is from RefSeq and is a predicted model, not a curated record. Lineage: Eukaryota; Metazoa; Brachiopoda; Lingulata; Lingulida; Lingulidae. Gene Ontology annotation, molecular function: RNA binding. Gene Ontology annotation, biological process: negative regulation of apoptotic process. Gene Ontology annotation, cellular component: nucleus.
AUUGCUUUCAUGUGUGUACACACAAGUAGCCGGCUUUUUGCUUUGUGACCGGCGUGGUGAAAAAUCAGGCACAAAAUCUGAAAAACAUGACCUCGAUAGAACAACUUUACAAGGACUUUGGAGUGCUUGCAGAUGCAAAAGAUAAAGCGGGAGAGCAUGAAGAGGCCUAUCUUUCUAUCUUGAAUGGGGUGAAUGGAGGUUCCAGUGAGAAGCGUCUGGCUUCACAGUUCAUGGCAAGAUUCUUUAAGUACUUCCCACAACUGUCUGAGAGGGCCAUAGAUGCACAGCUGGAUCUAUGUGAAGAUGAGGAUGUAGCUAUUAGAAAACAAGCCAUCAAGGACCUGGUUACCCUGUGUAAGAGUAACCCAGAGCAUGUCCCCAGGAUAUCUGAUGUCCUCACACAGCUGCUACAGAGUGAAGAUUCCAAUGAACUCAGUCUAGUGACUUCUUCACUAUUGAAUCUCUUCAGCUUUGAUGCAAAAGGUACUUUCCAAGGCAUAUUCUCCCAGAUAUUGAAUGGUGAAGACACGCUGCGGGAAAAAGCCAUCAAGUUUUUACAGAAUAAAGUGAAGCAGAUACCCGAAGAAAUCAUGACAAAAGAAGUUGAAGAAUUUGUUUUAGAAGAAAGCAAAAAGGUUUUAGUGGAUGUAACUGGAGAUGAGUUUCUUGCUUUUAUGCAAAUGUUGUCCGUCUUGAAAUGUUGCCAGACAGUGCUGGGGAGACAGCAGUUAGUGGAAUUGAUUACGGAACAGGCAGAUAUGGAGUCAGUAGAUGGAGAGUUUAGUAGCACAGAUGUAGACUGUGUGGACAAACUGUUGCAGUGUACAAAGCAAGGGUUGCCAUUCUUUUCUAAAAAUGUUCACUCCACCAAAUUUGUUGCUUAUUUCUGUGAUAAAGUGCUCCCCAAGUUAUCUGAGACAGCAAGCCCUGAUGAUGAUGACACUGACUACCGCCUGGAGCUUGUCAAAGUGUUUGCUGAAAUGUCAACCACUUGUGGAGACAUGGAAAAUUUAUCAGAGCGAUUGGAAAAGUUAUAUGACUGUCUUUUGGAAUAUAUGCCCCUUCCCCCUUUGACUGAAGAUGGAGAGAACACACCAGAAAGUGAGCAACCAAAGCUAGAGUUCUCGUAUGUGGAGUCAUUGAUGUUUGCCUUCCAUCAGAUAGCCAGAAAGGAGCCACAGUUUCUUACUGGAGAAGAAAAUGCAGAGAGACUCAAAGAUUUCAGACUCAGGUUACAGUAUUUUGCCAGGGGCAUCCAGGUGUAUAUAAAACAGCUUAGAAUGGCAUUACAAGGCAAAACUGGAGAAGCUUUAAAGACAGAGGAGAGCAAACUAAAAGUGACUGCUCUCAAGAUAACCAACAAUAUUAAUGUCCUGAUCAAAGACCUGUUCCACAAUCCACCCUCAUACAAGGCAGUCAUAUCCCUCUCGUGGAAGCCAGUGCAAAAAGCUCCUACUGCUAUACCUACAUCCCCAGCAGGCCAGAAGAGAGGAGCACAGGGUGAUGGUGAUGUUGCAGCCAAGAAGUCUCAUAGCCACACAGACAGGGUGCUGUAUCACCCACCCGGUGGGAAAUUCAGUGAGAAGGCAGGAACCUUUACACAAAACAGAGGUCGUGGAAGGGGUGGCUUCAGAGGGAGAGGAGGAAGGAACAGAAACUGGAGGGGGAGGUAUUGAAGGAAAUGACACCAGAAAAGGACAAGCCAUCAGUAUCAAUCAAAUGCAGGUCAUCUGCUAAAAAAAGACCAAACGGGGAGGCAUUUGUACAACGGUCUGAGCAUUUCUUUUUCAAGAUGCAUUUUUAAAACUUUUUGGAUGACCCAACAUCUAAAUUUAUCCAUGCAACCAUUGCACAUUUAAGUAGGUUUCAGGUUACCUUUUAACUCUAGAGGUAAUGAUGUGUCAUGCCUGCUUUUUGGUUGAUCUUAUAAAAUAUUGUACGAUAAAGUUGAAUGAUAAUGGUGUGUAAUUUGAUAUGACACCUUAUCAUUCACCUCAAUUGUCUGUAGAAUUAAAUGCACAUUUGGAAGCAUUUCAGCCACUGAUAUGCUUUAUACAAGAUGUUUUCCUUUAGUGAUAGUUUUUAUUCUUGAUUGUAGUUUUAAAUAACGUAAUCUUGAUGAUUAAAUUUUAAAAUUAAUUGUCUUAUGGGCAGUUUGUGUAGAAUUAUACUUGCAUUCCAGGAAGUCUUCUUGUAAAAGUAACUAGAAUUUCAAACCUUGCAUUAUGUAAAUAAACAUUUUUUAAAGAACAUCAGUCAUUUUCAGCACUUUAACAUACUUUCUCCAAGUAAAUUGUGUAAUAAACAUCAUUGAAUAAUAGUAAUUGGUGAUUUAAAGGAAAUCAUGGAUUUUGCAUGCUAAGAGUACAAAUGUUACAGGCAGUUUUCAAUUUUUUAGAAAUAAAUUUUUUUGUGUAAAGUUUUUCUUAGCACUGAUGGCAGAUAGCUAUUACA